AUGGCACAGGACCAUGUCAUGGUUCCUUCUCUUGUUCACGGGGCACCUAACAACAAGAACAACAAGCCUAUACAGAAUUACUGCAUUAAUAACAAACAUCGAUCCAAAUUUUUAUCUGCUGCAGUUACUGGAGGUCCCCGAGGCCUUCGUGUGGGCCCAUCUGGGCCUACGGCAAACCCACUGAUUUCUUCCUUUGCGCGGAACACUCUGCGUCAAAAGGAACACAGUCCAGAAAGCAACGAGAGAAAACAACCGGAACCAGCGGCACCAGCUCGGAGAGAAACCAGAGGUGAGGCGGCUCCCGCAGUGUCUCUCCCAAAGCCAGGCCUGGCCUUUGCCCUCCGCACCCCGUCGUGUGUCAGGGUCCCUACGCGCCGCGGUUCCGAGAUCUGUCGAGAAACCAAUUUUGAUCCAGCAGAAUGGGGAGCUAAGGUAGAUGAUCGCUUCUAUAACAACCAUGCAUUCAAGGAGCAAGAACCACCUGAGAAAGAUGUGCCUGAAAAAGAAAAAUCUCAGGAAUCUGUGAAUGAGGAAGAGACACCAGUCACAGUCUUAGAAUCUUCAGAGGAAGAAAAGGAAAAAGAGGAGCUUGCUGCCCUCAAAAUUCAAUCAGUCUAUCGGGGACAUUUAGCCAAAGAAAAGGUGAAGAAGAUGAAGUCAGGUGAAGGGGAAAAAGAGGAAGAAGAGGAAGAAGAGGAAACAGCUUGAAGAGACUGCUUUCAUUCCAGGAAACAUGAAAAAAAGAAAUUCAUCAACCUGUGUGAGAUUGUCAUUUUUUUUCCUUAGUAAGGGAGAUUAGAUGUAGUCAGAAAACAUUUGUUGCUGUUGUGAAAAUCUGUCGUGAGCAUUUGUCUAAUAAACAUGCCACUUGAAGAUUUCUCUGA
This is a messenger RNA of Echinops telfairi (small Madagascar hedgehog), 884 nucleotides long. It is a transcript of the gene SPA17, whose product is annotated as sperm autoantigenic protein 17. The record is from RefSeq and is a predicted model, not a curated record. Gene Ontology annotation, molecular function: calmodulin binding. NCBI's taxonomy places the organism in Eukaryota, Metazoa, Chordata, Mammalia, Afrosoricida, Tenrecidae. The transcript is spliced from 6 exons. The coding region runs from base 1 to 708 and encodes 235 amino acids.